AUGGGCCUGCCAGGCCGAAGGUCCAGUUCUGGGGAUGUCCUGGGAGGCAGCAAUGGAGCCUCGUCCGUUAGGCUCAGACCCAGGAGCUGCUCCCUGGAGAGAAUCCUGGAUGUAUCGCCAGAGUCCGACUCAUGCUCCCGACUCAAGUUGUACCAGUCUACCGAGAGUCUGGCGUCCUGCAAAAGUAACAAUGGCAGCAAGUACAGCACCCCACCUCAGAAUAAAACAGACUCUCAGCCAGACAGCUGCCCUAACUCUGAAUCCCAAGGCUUUGUCACCAUGGCAACUCCUCCCAGUUGUGACACCAGUUCAGGUCUCCUCCAGCCUCAGUUGGAGCAGGUGGCCAUUGAGGCUCUGCAGCUCUGCACCCUGUUGCUGCCCCCUGCCAGCUGGAGGAAGCUCCAGCUGCUGAUGAGAAUGAUCUCCCGGAUGAGUCAGAACGUGGACCUGCCUCGGCUCCAUGAUGCCAUAGCAACACACACACUGAUGGUGCAUACGUUCUCUCACUGCAUGCUGGGCUGUGAGGAAGAGAUGGACCUGGAUGAGCUGCUGGCCACCAGACUGGUCUCCUUCCUCAUGGACCAUCACCAGGAGAUCCUCCAGGUGCCCGUCUAUCUGCAGAACGCAGUCCAGGACCACAUCAAUUAUGAGCCUGUUCUCUUUCCUCUCCUAGAUAAAAUACCAGGCAGUGUUGGUGCCCCAGUGCCCGUCUACUCCUUUUGUAGACGGAUCAGCACCAAAGAGUUUGAGGAGCAGAAGCUGAGUGUCUCCCAGGCUGCCAUCGCUGACCUGCUGGAGAGCCUGGUCAAAGACAAGAACAUGUCUAUGAAGGACAGGAAGAAGAAUCUUAAGCAGUUUCAGAGGCAGUAUCCAGACAUUUACGCACGCAAUUUUCCCACUACUGUUCUUGCAGCUAAAUGA
Coregonus clupeaformis (lake whitefish) is the source of this 921-nucleotide messenger RNA. RefSeq names its product DEP domain-containing protein 1A-like. The record is from RefSeq and is a predicted model, not a curated record. The transcript has 5 exons. Lineage: Eukaryota; Metazoa; Chordata; Actinopteri; Salmoniformes; Salmonidae. Bases 1 to 921 code for a protein of 306 amino acids.